Messenger RNA from Hypoxylon trugodes, 1209 nucleotides. RefSeq lists its product as uncharacterized. The record is from RefSeq and is a predicted model, not a curated record. The transcript has 2 exons. Lineage: Eukaryota; Fungi; Ascomycota; Sordariomycetes; Xylariales; Hypoxylaceae. Bases 1 to 1209 code for a protein of 402 amino acids.
AUGGGUCUACCAUUGUGGCGUGAGCCUGAGCCCGAUGCUACGGCGGCACCGGCGGCGAACCCCCCUAGGCGUUCUCCUUCCGAUCCGGCUAACGCCCGAUCUACGAUUCGUCGAGUGCAUUCACCACGCCGCCAAAACAACAAUUUCAACUACAUUCGUCGAAUGCGCAGUACCCGCGAGCAACGUCUUAGAGAGCUUACUGCCCGCUUCCAUGGCGAUGACGCUAUCAUAACUUCUAGCAAUGCUAGUAAUACCCCUCGCACCGAUGCCACUCGUCGUCUUCCUCCUAUCCCCACAGAUUCGGAUCUACCCUAUAACCCGAACGUUCUUGACAUUGAUAUUGUUCCGCCUCCUGAUGAUGAGGAGCCGGGAGAGGAAGAGCUUAACUCUUCAAUGGAAGAAUUGCUGCGACGAGGUGAUUUCGGAACUCUACCUGAACCAACUGGUCCUACUAGAGUUAGUGAUCGUGUGUUCGCCGCUCUUCACGAGCAAGAUUCCAAUGCACCCAGCAAUCCUCCAGCAGGUAUAGAUCUCCACCGACCCCGAUAUGCUAUUUCGUCGCGUGCCCUGCUGGCUAGAGAUAGCGGUCUAACUUUACCUCCUGCCUGGGGUGCCAUUGUAUCAGACUAUCCUCCAGGUGGUUUCGACGAUAUAAUUUAUCCCCAUCGUGCUCGUCGCCGAUACACCCGCCACACACCCUAUUCUAGCUCUCGAUUACCACCUCGCGUACGAUACAAUAUGGAUGGACUAGGUGAUCGAAACCGAAGCCUUAGCCCUGAGGGAGAUGGCGUAUGGGAUACUCUUCAAUCAACUCUGACGCCGGAUCCGCAACCCCCGAGCGUAGGCUCUUCGUUUGCCUCGAUUGCUGCAUCUCAAAAUUCUCAGAAUCCUACUGCUCCUUCGUCAUACACGACUAUCACAACCCCAGAAGCUGACGUUGAGCCUCCUUGUGACCCAGUCAACGAGACGGACGGCGCCGAAGACAACGACUCGGAUGAGAUACCUUCCUUGUUACCACCCCGACGACCUACUCCUCUUAGCAGACGAUCCUAUGCAGCAGUGGCUUCCGAUGACCCUGAGUGGCUCUCCGGUAUGCAUCGCAUCGUUCGUGGCCUUGCGACCCGUGAAGAUAUUCCAGAUGAGUGGUGGGCAGAAGCUGGUCUUACCCGUUCGAUGUCUUCUUCGUUGGCUUGGGACGAGCUGAACUAG